Messenger RNA from Otolemur garnettii (small-eared galago), 2251 nucleotides. It is a transcript of the gene SHB, whose product is annotated as SH2 domain containing adaptor protein B. Bases 123 to 1586 code for a protein of 487 amino acids. The record is from RefSeq and is a predicted model, not a curated record. Lineage: Eukaryota; Metazoa; Chordata; Mammalia; Primates; Galagidae. The transcript has 6 exons. Gene Ontology annotation, molecular function: phosphotyrosine residue binding.
AGGCGCCCCGGACGCCCCCGCCGGGGCCGGGGCGCCGAGGGACCUGGGUGGCAGCUCUGCCCCCCGAAUGGCCGCGGCGGCGGACCAGGUUCCCGCGCCGCGGCCCUAGGCGGCCUCUCGCAAUGGCCAAGUGGCUGAACAAGUACUUCAGUUUGGGCAACAGCAAGACCAAGAGCCCCCCGCAGCCGCCGCGGCCCGACUACCGCGAGCAGCGGCGCCGGGGCGAGAGGCCCUCGCAGCCCCCACAGGCCGUGCCGCAGGCCUCCUCGGGCGCCUCGGCGUCCUGCGGUCCGGCUGCUGCCUCCUGUUUCUCGGCCUCUUCGGGCUCUCUGCCCGACGACAGCGGCAGUACCAGCGACCUCAUCCGCGCCUACCGCGCGCAGAAGGAGCGCGACUUCGAAGACCCUUACAACGGGCCCGGCUCGUCGCUGCGCAAACUGCGCGCCAUGUGCCGCCUGGACUACUGCGGAGGCGGCGGGGAGCCGGGCGGGGGCCAGCGUGCCUUCUCGGCCUCGUCCGCGUCGGGCGCCGCCGGCUGCUGCUGUGCCUCUUCGGGGGCGGGUGCCGCUGCGUCCUCGUCCUCGUCCUCCGGCUCUCCCCACCUGUACCGCAGCAGCAGCGAGCGGCGGCCUGCCACGCCAGCCGAGGUGCGCUACAUCUCCCCCAAGCAUCGCCUUAUCAAAGUGGAGAGCGCUGUUGGCAGCGGUGCUGGGGACCCCUCGGGGGGCGCCUGCUCAGGGGGUCGCACCUGGAGCCCGACCGCCUGUGGAGGCAAGAAACUGCUCAACAAGUGCGCACCCUCGGCCGCAGAGGAGAGCGGUGUUGGCAAGAAGGACAAGGUGACCAUAGCUGAUGACUAUUCAGACCCCUUUGAUGCCAAGAAUGACCUCAAGAACAAAGGAGGAAAGGGGGAGAGUGCUGGCUACAUGGAGCCCUACGAGGCCCAGAGGAUCAUGGCAGAAUUUCAGAGGCAGGAAAGUGUCCGGUCGCAGCAUAAAGGUAUCCAGUUAUAUGACACCCCUUAUGAACCUGAAGGCCAAAGUGUCGACUCGGACUCUGAGAACCCCGUCAGCCCCCGACUGCGGGAGAGCAAGCUGCCCCAGGAUGAUGACAGGCCUGCUGAUGAGUACGACCAGCCAUGGGAAUGGAACCGGGUCACCAUCCCAGCCCUGGCAGCCCAGUUUAAUGGCAACGAAAAGCGGCAGUCAUCCCCCUCGCCUUCACGGGACCGGCGGCGCCAGCUUCGUGCUCCUGGUGGGGGCUUCAAGCCCAUAAAACAUGGGAGCCCCGAGUUCUGUGGUAUCCUGGGAGAAAGAGUGGAUCCUGCCGUCCCCCUGGAGAAGCAAAUAUGGUAUCACGGAGCCAUCAGCAGAGGAGAUGCUGAGAACCUGCUGGUUCACAGGAGCAACCAGGGUUUUAUGCACAUGAAACUGGCCAAAACCAAAGAGAAAUACAUUCUGGGUCAGAACAGCCCCCCGUUCGACAGUGUCCCGGAAGUCAUCCACUACUACACCACCAGAAAGCUGCCCAUCAAGGGAGCGGAGCACUUGUCCCUCCUCUACCCUGUGGCUGUGCGGACCCUGUGAGUGGCUGGCCCCGCCCUGCUUUAUGGCAGAGCCUGAAGAAUCUGAGGUCCCUACCAACCAGCCCGGCCACCAGGCUGUGUCCAGUUUAUGUCGUGUGUAUGGUACUAGCACACCACUGCAUGUCUCUAGAAUGCUGUCACCACUUAUGGGGGCUGGAGAAAGCCUGGACAAAGACAGAAGGACAGCCAGCACACCAUCCCGGCCCCCACCCACCCUUCCUUGAGUUUCUGUGAAUUAAAAUAUUUGCAAAUCCAAAGAGAUGCCUCCCAGGAUGAACAGAGGCAGAGCAGUUCCCAGGGUGCGCAGGCCGGACUCCCUGGGUCGCAUCUCUUUGUUCUCCAGCUGUCACGAAUUCACACCUGUGUACGGGGUGAAGUUAUCCCUAUGGGCCCACUGGUGCUGGGAGCCACGUGCUGGCUUUUUUGAGAGCCCAGGGGGCUCCAGGGGCCUGCCCCCACUGAGAGAAUGUGUAUGUGUGUGUCUGUCCGUCUGUCUGGCGUGAGUGUGUGUGAGAACCAGAUCACACACACAGGAGGAAGCCCACUGAAAUACUUAUUCACUCAGUGUAAUCAUUAGGAGAUCUUCAAGGAAUCAUUGUGCAGUCCAAAAGAGGAUUCAAUUAUUUAUGACUAGGGUGUGUAAAUAAAAUAGUCGUUUAAUAUAUA